Messenger RNA from Drosophila persimilis, 1638 nucleotides. RefSeq names its product prolyl 4-hydroxylase subunit alpha-1. Lineage: Eukaryota; Metazoa; Arthropoda; Insecta; Diptera; Drosophilidae. The transcript is spliced from 6 exons. Gene Ontology annotation, molecular function: procollagen-proline 4-dioxygenase activity; protein binding; iron ion binding. Gene Ontology annotation, cellular component: endoplasmic reticulum. The coding region runs from base 1 to 1611 and encodes 536 amino acids. The record is from RefSeq and is a predicted model, not a curated record. Gene Ontology annotation, biological process: peptidyl-proline hydroxylation to 4-hydroxy-L-proline.
AUGUUUCAGACGAAGUGGAUCCUGGUUCCGGUGCUGGUCCUCCAGCUGCUGGCCUGCCGCGCCGAGUUCUACAGCUCCACCUCGGGUCUGGAACAGCUUUUCAGCACGGAGGUCGCGCUGCUGGAAGAACUCCAAAACUACGUAGACGAAAUCACUCAGCAUGCAGAGGCUCUACAGAGCGAGAUCGAUGCCAUACGAGUGGAGCACCUGAGCGCCAUGGACAGCAUUGGGGGCUACCUCAACAACCCGGUGAAUGCCUUCCGGCUGAUCAAGCGCCUGCACAGCGACUGGGAGACCUUCGAGAGUAGUGUGAAGGGGGACACGAGUCGCGCCGACUACCUCGAGGCCAUGGCUGUGCUGAAGGAGAACCUAAGCUAUCCCUCACAGGACGAUUUCGUGGGUUCCGCCAUAGCCCUGACACGACUCCAGCAGACCUACCAACUGGAUGUGGCAGAACUGGCCAGUGGAAUGCUGAAUGGAGUCAAAUACGGCACUGCCAUGUCCUGGCAGGACUGCUUCGUACUGGGACAGCACCUGUACGCUUUGAGAGACUACAACCACACGGUGCCGUGGCUGCAGAAGUCAAUGCAGCUGCUGGGAGAGCAGAGCUACGGAGAGGAGCCUGCCUCGCUGGACUUCAUGGAGGCAGUGGUUGGAUAUCACCAGCAGAUGGGCGACCACGAGAACGCCCUCAAUCUGAUCAAUCACGUCCUUGCGAUUGAGCCAGAGGAGCGCCGUCAUCUAUUGGAGACCCGCACGCAGCUGGAGGAUCUCAUCACGGAUGGGGUGAAACAGGGACUCCUCCACACGACUGCCCGCCGGCCAGGAGACUACCACAGCUCCCGGGAGUUCCGCAUGUACGAGCAGGUGUGCCGCGGGGAACUUACUCCCUCCCCCACCGCACAGAGACAUCUUCGCUGCCGCCUGCAAAGGAGGCGCUUCGACUACGCUCCCUUCAAGCUGGAGGAGCUGCAUGCAGAUCCUCCCAUUGUGCAGGUGCACGACAUGGUCAGCCAGCGGGAGUCAUUGUUCCUCCAAAACGCGGCCCGACCUCGCAUCCAGCGAUCCACCGUGUACAACCAGGCGGGCGCCGGAACCACUGCUGCGGCAUUCCGCACCAGCCAGGGCGCCUCCUUCAACUACUCGCAAUACGCGACCACCCAGCGGCUAAGCCAGCACGUGGCAGAUCUCUCCGGCCUGGACAUGGACUAUGCCGAAAACCUGCAGAUCGCCAACUACGGCAUCGGCGGCCACUACGAGCCGCACUGGGACAGCUUUCCCGAGCAUCACGAGUACCCCGAGGAUGAUCUCUACGGCAAUCGCCUGGCCACGGCCAUCUACUACCUCUCCGAUGUGGUGGCUGGCGGUGGAACUGCCUUUCCCUUCCUGCCCCUGCUGGUGACUCCAGAGCGGGGCAGUCUUCUGUUCUGGUACAACCUGCAUCCGUCUGGGGACCAGGACUUCCGCACGAAGCAUGCCGCCUGCCCUGUUCUUCAGGGCAGCAAGUGGAUUGCCAAUGUGUGGAUCCGCGAGCGCAAUCAGGAUCGUGUGCGGCCCUGCGAUCUUCAGCGGAAUCACCUCGCCUCUUUACACUUCAAAAACUUUGACUGAAAGCCACUAAAGCACUCAUUAAAAUAA